This is a messenger RNA of Vombatus ursinus (common wombat), 3509 nucleotides long. RefSeq names its product chromosome unknown C4orf19 homolog (gene PGCKA1). The transcript is spliced from 4 exons. Lineage: Eukaryota; Metazoa; Chordata; Mammalia; Diprotodontia; Vombatidae. The record is from RefSeq and is a predicted model, not a curated record. Bases 168 to 1100 code for a protein of 310 amino acids.
UACAUUUUUCACAUUCACACGCCAGACGCACGCGGAGCCAUGGGAGAUGGUAAUCGGCGGAGUCCACCGCUUCUUCCGCUGCUUGGACACCCCAGGAAGGGAAAUUAAACUUUACAAGACAACUAAUGGACAAUCCUCCCCACAGAUGGUAACAAAAAAUAAUCCAGAUGGGGUGCAGGUGCUGUAAAAUGAUACAAAGCUAUCUCUUUGAUCCAGUUCAUACGCCACCUGCUGGUUAUAUCAAUGAAGUAAACAGUUACAAGCCAGAGGAAGAAGAUGGCAUCAAACUCAAGGGCAAAGAGAACAGUGAAAUACUAGUACAUAAAAAUGAGCUUCAGAAUGAGGAGCUACAGAGGACUGAAACCAAAAACAGACUAAAUAGCACACAGGAGCCGUUUUGGCAUCAUCGAGGACCUCUGAUCCACGAGGAUCAUGCAGGUAACUCCGUGACAAAGACUGACACUACACUCAAUGAGAUUGGUUCCAGUACUGCUCUGUCCCUCGAUGUAAAUCCCAGUCUUAGCCAAGGAGAAGAAAUCCCUCCCCAUGAGAGUGGCAGUGGGUCUUUGGCUAGUGCUGCAAGUGAUGGAGACCCUCUUGAACACUUGGUUAAAGAAAGUGACCCAGGGACAAAAGAUCCUAUGCCUCAAGCUACAGAAGAGACUCAGGUCAUCCUAAAUGGAGAUUCCCAAGCUUCAGGAGAAGGUGCAUCCUCCCCAGGAAGUAACCACGUGUUAGAAGUCCAAAACCACAUCAUACCGCUACCAGUCCGUGACUAUCCUCAUGUUGAGGUGCAAGUGAUAAACCAGAUUGUGGAUGAAAAUUAUUGUUUUCUGAAUAAUCACAUCCAGGUUGAGCCAAUGGACAGAGUGGAUUAUGCAAAUGGAGAUCACAUCUCAGACCUGUCUUUUUCUAAAAGGAGAAGCUGGGAUUCACUAAACGAAGCCAUUAAGACUGAGGCCUUAACUAUUGACUUUAAUGAGGAUGUAUCUGAACAUGACUUUGACUGGAGCCCUGAACAGGAGGAUGCUGCUGUAGCGGAAGCCCUUGCAGCCCUAGAGGCCGCCACUGCAGGAGAGGAUGGUGAAGAGGGGUACUAGAAGGAAAGGGUUACCUCAUCCAUCAGUUAGUAGACUCAUUUCUCCUAGUUACCUAUAGGGCCAGAUCCUCCAGCUACUGCCUGGAGGGAAACUGAACAUUGGGGAGGCUCAUUAGUUCCUUUGGACAAGAGUCUGUCAUUCAGGUCAUUAAAGUCAUAAUGCAUUAAAUCAAACUGGACCAGCUUGAAGCUUAUGGUGAUAGCAAAUGUAGAAGGAGAGUCAACAAACUUAUCUCAGCACUUAGCCCAGUGCCUGGCACAUAGUAGGUGCUUAAUAAAUACUAGUUGACUGAUUGACCAAUCCCCAAAUCCCAACUUAGGCACAUUUCCAGUAAAAUGAAAAGGAUCUGUGGUAAACAGAUUAUUUAAGGAAAAAAAAAAACAAAACUUUGAAAUCUCAGCACCUUCUCUUCCUCCAACAAAAAGCACAGCAAAGUCUCAUCAAUUACCAAACACUAACCUGGUCUUUAUUGAGCCAAGGCUGGGCCAGCCUCUUCUAAAUCAUAUCCUUAUGAUCUAAAAGAGCUAAUGCAUUCCUUGGAAGUAUCUAAUGUUUAUCCAGAGCAUGGCUUACUUUCAAACAGGAAUCGGGUCCAUAAGUAAUCAUUUACUAUUUUUUGAUCUAGUUAAAAUGGACAGUUUUGGAGGUAAAGCAGAAUUAAUCCACGAAUAAAUGAUUAGCCCUCAGUUGGGAUAUUUCAGACACUUUGACCUUAACUUUUUUUCACCUUACUAUACCUAUCUCUUUUAAAGACUGAAGACAGGAUUCCAAAUAGUAGCAUUGUAUGCUGUUAUCCCUCAGAUUUUGUUUAAACUUGUUUGUUGGCCUCAGAGGGAAGAAUUAGCAGUGAUGGGAGGAGCUGGAAAGUAGCAAAAGUCUCAAUGGAAAGAAAAGUCUGAAGAGAACUAUAUUUAAAAUUGGAAGGGUUGGCUUUGGGAGGGAAGAGGGUGCCAUCACUGGAGGUCUUCAUGCAAAGGCUAGAUAACCAGUCACUUGUUAGAAGAGGGUAUUAUUGUUAAGAUGCAAGUUGGACCACAUAGUCCUUUUAAGUCUGGGAGCGUGUGUGUGUGUGUGUGUGUGUGUGUGUGUGUGUGUGUGUGUGUGUGCAUGCAUGUGUGGGCACUGAGCUCUACUUAAGGGGAGAGUGGGCAAGGCUAAUUUUCCCCUAGCUAUCUAAGUAUCAAAGCUCCUUGAUAUUAUCAGAAAGUAUUAAGAAAUAGUAUGUGUAUCUAGGUAGCUAAUAGAAAAGUUGCUCUAGGAAAACCAGCAAAGGGAAGGCAGAUCAAAUGAAUUUGUUCAUCCCAGUUCUGGGAAAGAAACAAGUUCCUUGAGUUCACUUCCUUUCUUUGCCACUGACACAUUAUGUGGCCCCCUCCCUCCUACUCUUCAAUACUUAAAAAAAAGCUAUUUGUGUGAGGGUCCUACUUUAUAAACAUCCAGGAAUCUUGAUAUACCUCACAAGUUUGUGGUAAAGCAUUUAUAAUAGUAAACAUAUUUUGGAAAAUGGCAGUGUUCAAUGAAAACUUAAAACUUUAAAAAUAAACCAUGUACACCACCCCAAGUCCUAGUAUUGAGAAGGUCACAUGUACAUCUCAGUCAAUCUCAUAUACACAACUGAGUAUUUCAGGGCAAGCUAUAAUGUUAACCUCUUAAGCAGUACACCCCUUAAUGCAUAUAUUUUAGUGUUCAGUUGUCUUGUAGUAUAAUGCUCAGAUGUGUAAAAAGUACAUUGAGCCCUUGUUUAUAAAUUCAUGGAUUCAACAAACAUUUAUUAAGUACCUACUAGGUGCAAAGUAUUGUGCUGGGUGCUGGCUAUAUAAAAUGAAAAAUGACCCAACCCUUGCUUUUGAGAAGCUUACAAUCUUCUAGAAGGAUCAAUGUUAAGAAUCACAUCCUUUGGCAUGUUUGAGAGGCACCUAAAACACUAAUUGUUUACAUCUGAGUACUCAUUAAUAAAUUUACAUUACACGCAUAUUCCCUGAAAAAUUCCUCACUGCUUGGUUGUUUGUGUUUUGGAGAGAGGAGCGUGAGAUGACUUACACGUGUUUAGAAGAUCCCAUUUACAUUCAGAAUUUCCUUUCAAGUUUCUAGUUUGGACUUAGUGGAAAAGAGAUCCAGACAACUACUGAAGACCCAGUUCUGUUAAACAUGCCCUCAGGGCUGGCAAUCUCUUGAGAAACCAACAGUCCUACACACUCCCAACCAAGGGAGGUAAAAGAGAGAUCCAAAGAAGGAAGAGAGAUGAGAAAUCAUGCUGACUAACUCUCCCCAGCUCAGAUGGUGGCCAGUGGCCAGGCUCCAUUAAUGUAAUCCUUUGUCUGUGGUGCCUUUGAGAAGCCUCCUCUGUGCUGAUAGUAGGAUGGCUAUUUCUGAGCCAAGUGGGGGAGGGGUGGGCAGGGAGGAUUUGAA